AAUUCCAAAAUGUUGGGCUAAAUUAAUGGCUAUUUUGUCAGUGUCCCUAAAACAGAUUCCAUGCCUCUGGCUUCUCAUCUAACAUUGUUUGUGGAUGGGUUGUUGGCAGUUAUUAGAAUACGCCCGGCGUAUCAACACCACGCGGUUCCGCAGUUGAGUGGCCUAUUUCCUCGAAAAUGAUGACUUCAGGACAGCUGCUAACCAGCGGCACUAGCGCAGGGCUAAAGUCCAUGACCCUUUUGCCGUCUCCCUUCACUCCUCCCACACUUGCUAAUCAUUCUCGCACCACAACUACAACUAGAAAUUUCAAUAUGAAAAUGUCAAUUCGGGCAACUCAAGCUUCAAUAGUGCUCCCCGAAAAUCGCAUCAUACUAGGUUGUGGGGCGGUGUCCCUGGAUUUUUUGGCUGCUGUUGCUUCUUAUCCUAACCCAGAUGAUAAGAUUCGAAGCACAAGCUUCGAGGUUCAAGGAGGUGGAAACACUGGCAAUGCUUUGACUUGUGCAGCUCGCCUAGGCCUAACUCCUAAGAUUAUUUCAAAGGUUGCUGAUGACUCUCAAGGAAAAGGGCUACUGGAGGAACUAGAAGCAGAUGGUGUAGAUUCGUCUUUUAUUGUGAUGUCAGAUGGAGGAAAUUCACCAUUUACCUACAUCAUUGUUGACAACCAAACGAAGACCCGUACUUGCAUUCACACCCCUGGCUAUCCACCCAUGAUACCUACUGAUCUUUCCCAAUCAAAUUUAUUUUCUGCAUUGGAUGGUGCUAAGCUUGUCUAUUUCGAUGGGAGAUUGCAUGAAACUGCUGCUGUUGUGGCGGAGGAGGCAAAUAGAAGGGGUAUACCCAUUUUAGUUGAUGCUGAGAGGAAAAGGGAAGGAUUGGAUAACCUUUUAAGCUCUGCAAGCUAUGUUGUUUGCUCAACCAAAUUUCCUCAGGAGUGGACUGAGGCUUCUUCUAUUCCGGGCGCCCUUCUUUCAAUGCUCUUAAGGUUGCCAAAAGUUAAAUUUGUUAUUGUGACAUUGGGUAAAGAUGGUUGCAUAAUGCUACAAAGGACUGAAAUGGACAAUCUCCUCCUGGAAGAAAUGGAUGUUGAAGACGUUUUUGAAAAACUGAAUCUGGAGAAAGACACUAAUGCAACAUUACCAAUAUGCAUAUCCUCGAAUGUAGCAAUACUACAUGCAAAAGGGAUAGGGAUGAUCAUUGGUAAGCUACUUGUGGGGACAGCUGAAAGUAUACCUCAAACCGAACUAAUUGAUACAACUGGUGCUGGAGAUGCAUUUAUUGGCGCAGUUCUUUAUUCUAUCUGUGCCAACAUGCCACAAGAGAAAAUGUUGCCGUUUGCUGCUCAAGUGGCAGCUAUUAAAUGCAGAACCUUAGGAGCUAGAGCUGGCCUUCCGCAUUACACAGACCCUCGCUUGUCACCUUUUUUAGUCUAGAGAACCCAAGGGAUGGCCAUGUUCCUACUGUUGUUGAAAUGGACGCAAAACUGGUUAUCGACUUGGGCUUUUUCUUAUUGUAUUUUUAACAGGUUUCUGUGGACCGACAUUCUGCUUUUUCUCUUACAACAUUUUAAUACACCGUGCGUUUCAAUAA
Molecule: messenger RNA, 1587 nt
Organism: Capsicum annuum
Lineage: Eukaryota; Viridiplantae; Streptophyta; Magnoliopsida; Solanales; Solanaceae
Product: ribokinase
Exons: 13
Coding region: 177-1430 (417 amino acids)
Molecular function (GO): kinase activity
Source: RefSeq, a predicted model, not a curated record